GGAGGACUGUUUGCACGCGCUGAAGUCCUACUUGAAGAAGGGUGAAAAGGGAGGUAAUGGAGGCUGUUUGAUAAGAGACUUUUCUUUUUUUGUUGUUUUUGUUGUUGCGGAGAAUGCGAAGAGGAGGCAAAUGCAGGGAAGGAGCUGAGGACUAUGUAGGAAUUCCUGACUGAAGUCAUGCUCCUGGACCAAAGUGUCUCCCGUUACUAAGGAAAAGUAAAGCUGCAUGAAUUUGAGCCCGUCGGUGCCACUCUGUUUGUUGGUGCCAUGCGGGCUGAAGACACAGUUGAAAAAUGUAGCUUGGCAGCCAAGAGAGCGGAUAGGAAACAGAAGCGAGCAUCUGAUGGUUCGGAGGCGAUGGAGGAUUGUGUGCAGGGGGCGCUCUCAUCGCUUUACCCUCCUUUUGAGAGCACGGCACCACCCCUCCUCUCCCAGGUCUUUUCCGUCCUGGAGUCGACUUAUCAACACGACAGCCUUCGCUACCUCCUGGACUACUUCGUUCCUGCCAAGCACCUCCUGCACAAACUCCAGCAGCACGCCUGCUCUCAGUACCUCGGCUGCUUGUUCCUUCACUCCGGCUGGCCUCUGUGUUUAGGCGAGAAAGUGGUCGUACAGCUCUCCACCCUGGACUGGAGGAUCCUGCGCAGUAAUGACUUCUACCUGCAGGUGGUGCCCUUCUCUACACGCUGCCCCCGGCUGGCUUUAAAAUGUCUGGCCCCUGGGGGGCGCACCAUUCAGGAAGUCCUGGUACCCGAGUCACAGCACCCCCUUGUGUUCACCACUGAGUGGCUGCACAGCGUGAACAAAGAACGGGGCCACAAGAGAGAACUUGGAGGAGGACUUGACACCUGCCUGGUCAGUACAUGUGACGGAGUGGUUCGACUUCCGUGGAAGGAGGUCGUCUACCCAAAAUUCAUCCACGACCCUUCUGAGGAGCUGGGCCUGAUGUCAAACCAGGAGGGCAGCAAAUCCAACCGCCUGCCCAGUGAGGGGGGCAGCAGCCUCGGGGGCUGGGGUGGCUCAUCCUCCGGAGAACUGGACUCCUGGUCCUGGGAUGAGGAGGAAGACGAUGGUUUACCACCAGACAGCUUGGACUCCGAGCCUGCGCUUCCCCGGAGAAGGCGCAGCGAAGAUGGUCUCGGGCGGACAGCGAGGCACCCUCAGCUGGACGGGGACUAUGUGGAGCUGUUGGAGCCCAGACUGGGUCCUGAUGGAGGGGUUGACACAAGGCAGAGGUACCUGGAGAUGCAUGGGAUUAGUAAGACCAAGACUUUGCCCCUGUGCAGGAGAGGUAAAGCCAUCAAACUCCGGAAGGGGAGGGCUUGGGGAUAUGGGAGACUUGAAGGGUCAGGAAGCUUUCGAGCUGCCAAAAGAGAUGUAGUUACCCCAAAAGGUGACAUUUUACCACAUAGGCCUCCACCAGGAGUCCCUGCACCUGGCAAAGGGAGGCGAUCUUACUCCUCUUCUGUCCACGACUCUGAUGAAGGAGAUAAAACCAGCAGAGACUCUGAGGGCCUGGAAAGCCAACGGCCUUAUUUUGACAGCCUCAAAGAGAGGAGGCCCGGCGUGGGCAAGGAGAGAGAUAGCAACAGCCUCAUGCAGCCGUGCAGAGACAACCACAGGGGUAAAGACUCCGAUAGUUCUGUCCAUGACUUGACGAACCACAAAGUUGAGCAUGUCAUAGAGGGCCACUCAGAUCACGGAUCUCAUUCAGACUCUGUUUUUGAGGAUACAGAUAAACCACUGAGCGGAGACAGUGAUGCCACAACCCCAACAUCAGACGCACCAGAGAGACCCUUCACUGGAGUUUCAGACAGUGGAGAAAAUACCAACAUUGGAUCUAAAAUGAAGAAUUCGUCCAACCCAAAGGUGAACGAGAAAAGGGAUGACGGAAAGACUGAGGAAGGAGUUUGUCCCAGAGGAAAGGAAGUUAAAACUGCAGGAUUCAGAGCACCACGGAGGAAAAGGAAGGGAAAGGGGGCCAAAAGGAGGGCUAGGUCUGGUGGUCGUGCACACCAAAAGGGAUCAAAACCGCAAGGUAAAGCUGUUCAGCCAAGUCCCACCACCGGCUCUGCUUUGACAAAGCUGCCAAUCACAGAGGAGAACCAAUCGAAGCAAAGAAAACAGGCAGACCAACCUGACGGAGUGCCACCUUCAACUCUUGAGGGGACAGAGGACACAAGGAAAAGCAGUGCAGAGAAAGAAGCCAAAUCUUUGCCUGUCUGCAACGGCCAAUCAGGCACAUCCUUACUUAACCACUCCAAUGAGGAGGCAGGCUCAGGAGAGUCAUGUCCCGACCAACUAAAUGGUGUUACAGCUAAAGAUCCUCCCCUGCUGAGGGAACUGGACACAGAGCUUCUCCAGUCAGGGAAGCUAAAGUUGACAGGUACAGUGGACAGGCUGGGACGCGCUCUGGUGGUCACAGAAACAGAUGCAUCCGAGGAGAGCUUCUCUGAGGAGCAGAUGGCCCGGGUCCUGGCCUGCUACCACAGAAUCACUCGGCCUACAGCCAAAGAAAAAGGUCUCACAGUGUUAAUGGACAGCAGACGCUCUCCGCCCUCCACCCUCUGCCUCUCUGCUCUUAAAUUGUUCCAGGUGUCGGUUCCUGGCGGUCUUGGAUCUGUUCUGGUUUUGGUGGGAGAGCAGCAGGAGUCCCUUUCUCAUGAUGUGGAAGGAGCAGAGAUCCACAUGGUGCGAGGAACAGCUGUCCUUCAGCAAUAUGUUGACAAGCAGCAGCUGCCCAAAGAGAUGGACGGAGACUUCCCCCACUGCCACUCAGACUGGCUGGCCUUCAGACUAAGCCUGGAGAGUCUGACGGAGCACUGCGAGAGUGCCAUCGCACUCCUCGGAGAAGCACUGCGGUCUAUGGACACUGAGCCGAUGCCAGACGACAUCAAGGCUGUUCCUUUGAGCAUCGACAAACACAGACAGCUCAUGGCGAGCGUCCUGGCCGACCCACGCUUAACGGAACCGCAGCAAAGGGGCGGGGCAUGGCUCGCGGGACUGACCAAUAGUGCAACUGGACUGGCACAGAAGUCCCCAGACUGCAGGGCUGCUCUCGCCACGACUUCUAAACUCUAUGACAGCGUGGAUGACGCCCUGCACCGGCUCGUCCGAGUGUCCAACCAGAGGGGUCGCGACCUGGAAGCUCUGGGACGACUAGCGGGGCUGGUGGACAAACUGGAAAAGUGUGAUAAGGAGAUUGAGCAAGUCCAGUCACAGCUGGAAGACUACAAGGACCCUCCUCUGUCUCUCAGCAGACUCUCGCUCAAACAGCAGAAAUUCAAGACAUUCAGAGAAACGGCCAACGAGCUGCACAGCGAGACUCUGUCGGUGCUCAGCGAUAUGGAGGGCUGGUGCGAGCUGGACUGGGCGGGCCUGAGGGCCGUCCAGAUCCGACUUCCCCCGGUCAGGGAGAAGCUGAGAGACAUGUCCCACUGUCUGUCUGACUGCUGGACCACCCUGGACAACACACAGAGGCUGCUGUCCACGCUGACCGAGGCCACCCAGUGGUGCGAGGUGGUCUUCUCCACCUCCUCCUCCCCCUCUUCCACCUGCCCUCUCGCCUCCCUCCCUCCGAUCCCGCCGUCCCGGUUCCAGGACGCCCGUUCCUUAGCCAUAGAGCUUGGCGGCGGGGCGCUCCUGGAUCUCUGGACGCAGACGGUGGAGCGCUACCAGCGGACCGUGGCGCAGGUCAAACCCCGGUUCCUCCAGACGGACAGGGCCCAGAAUCAGAGCCAGGGGAGGCCGAAGACGCCGUCUGCCACCAGCCUGUGGGACCUGAUGGGUCCUGAGGGGGAGGGCGACUGGGGAUUGGGAGCUGGAGGAGGCGACGGGGGGAUGCAGUCUUGGGGAUCCCUGGCAUCGCUGUUCAGACCGCAGACCUGCUCCACACUGAAGAUAGGAGAGGAGAAGGGGAAUAAGAAGGAGGGAGCAGGGGGAGGAGGAGUGGGCGGAGCCGGAGGAGGGAAGUUCCUGCAGAACCUUCUGAAUCCUACGAAGAAGAGCCCCACAGAGGCCCCGCUCCCUUCCAAGCCGCCCAGGAAGCGCCACCCGAGCUUUGACCUCCAGGCUCUCCUGGCUCCCCGCAGAGGCACGGCCUCCCCCAAGCCUGCCGAGUCCCCGGUGGGCGGGGUGAGCCGCAACUCCCCCAUGUCCUGGCUGGGGAGGCGGACGGUAGCUGACCCAGUGAUCGCCACUAGCAUGGCUGCAGCCAUCCCUGGAUGGGGCGCAGGAGGAGGAGGAGGAGGAGGAGGAGGAGGGGUGUUAAUUCGAGGGGUGGAAGUCAGCAGCAAGGAGGUGGUGGACCACACGGGGUCACCACGUCAACACGUGCUGCUGGGGAGGACGGAGAGGGAGACGGGGACGGAUAGGGCCGGAUCAACUGCACAGAGUAAACUCUACCUGCUCUGGUGCAGGAUGCUGAGUUCAGAGAGGCAGUAUGUGGCCAUCCUGAAGGGGGUGGAAGAGACGUACCUCCCCUUGCUGGAGCUCUCAGACACCCCGGCCUCCGUCAGGGGGAAGGCGGACACCCUCUUGCCCAACUGGGCCAGCCUCAGCGCCUUCCACUCGCAGAACCUGCUCCCUGCCAUGGAGGGCGCUCUCGUGCAGAGCUUGUUGCAACAGGACUGCUUCAGCAAAUAUCGGGAGCAGUUUCUGCAGUACUCCCACUACAUCAGGAACAAACCAGAACUGGACUCUCCGCUGGUCACUCAGGCUGCCGACUUCUUUAAGUCCAAACUGCCCCCGGCCUCCCCCCUCUCCCCCCUGUCCUUCCCGCACUGUCUCCAGGCUCCCACUCAAAGACUGGAGCAGUACUGCGAGGCCCUGGAGGAGCUGGGUGGGAUAAACCCCGCCUCCGACUCCGCCCUCUCCAUCCUGAGACACGCUCAGCGGCACGGCGAGGACCUCAGGGCCAGCGACCUCAUCGUCGGAUGUCCGAUCUCGGUGGCGGAGCGCGGCGAGCUGGUGCGGCACGGCGAGCUGACGGUGUGCGGGGGGCCCCGGAGGAAGCGGUCGGGCGUGAGGAACGUUUUCCUCUACCAGCACGCCGUCAUCUUUGCCAAACAGAAGAGCCCCGGCCCGGGACGCACCGCCUACAGCUACAAACACAGCAUCAAGACCGGCGAGAUGGGUCUGACUCAGAGCGUGGGUGGGGAGGGAGUGAAGUUCGAAGUUUGGGUCCGGCAGGCUCCUCGAACCAGAGACUGCGUCACGCUGCAGGCGAAGGACAGGGAGGACAAGGCGGCCUGGACUCGUGACAUCGCCCAUCUGCUGUGGACACACGCCAUCAACAACACGGAGUUGUGUCUGAAGGAGUCCCUCUGCAUGGGGAUCUCCAGUAAGCUGCUGCUGGACGCGACAGGGACUCAAGGCUCAGAACUGGACUCCAUCUACAGUCUUAACGACAGAGUCCACAGUAGCUGCUCAGACUCCUCCUCUGUCGGCAGUCAGAAGGAGGGGGGAUCCCCGGCGUCUGGGAGGGACCCCAGAAGAAGCUCCGGAUCAACAAGUUACUCCCAGAGUCAGUCUCCCUCUACAGCCGUGUAACUGUCAUCUCAAUGAGAAAACUGGACCCUGGACCUUUUUGUUGUUGUUGUUGUUUGAAGAUGUACACAUCUCUAUUCCACCUCUGGGACAAGCCAAACUGGACUUCCAGGAGCAAGAAGACAAAAGAGAGAGAAUCUUUUUGAACUUCACCCACAUGCUUUGCCCUCCUUACCCCUUUUUCCCCCCACCUUUCCCCUUCACCUCCUUACAACAAAUAAAAUGCCAGCAGAUUAGCCGAAAGCGGCUGCUUCGCCUACAUUCUAAACCUCCCGGCUCUGAUAUGAACCCCACGGGAUAAAAGCUGCCUCCAAAAAAGAAAAGAAAAAGGAUCAAAACUGCUCUGUUCAAACCAUGACAAGCACCAGCGGGGCUCUCCGCCGCUCUCCGCCAUUUUGGAUCUUGCCAGUCUCAGUUGCUGGCAGAGUCAUUGACACCAAAGGCACUUCAGCCACACAGUGCGACCAUUGUCUGCCCCGCGGCUCCCCACUAGGCCAAACCACUUGGUCUGAACCACUGACUGCCCCGCUGGCUGACUGUACGCAUCACAUGCUCCAUCAUCUGAUAAUGAACAGGAAGUAAUAUGCAGGGGCGUAAAUCCACCGUCGGAUUGCAGAUUUGGAAUGUAUUAUGUACUUUGUCAUUUUCACAACGCCGAUUGGAAUACUGUAGGCUUUUUUUUUGUUGCCUCUUGCCUGCGUAAAAAUGCGUGGCAUUGCUUAGGUGUGAUUGCAUCUAUGUAAAUGAGGCAGGGGUGGUGUGAGCACACACACAGUGUCCCUCAACAUGCAGUCAUUCUUAUUGUUAUAAGACAGUGGAGCUCUAUUCACGUCCACAUGCUCACACACACCCUCGCUGUGGCCGCUUUAGAGCCUGGUACAGCGGCUAAAUCAACAGCAGGCAAGGUUACAUCUGAUCACACACACAGUAAGCUCUGACGGUGUCAUAACUGGCUGUUUGUUUAAGCUAAUGGUGUGGUAUUAACAGUGGCAAGGACUUAAGGCGAAAUGGUAUUUAGUCUUUAAAGUAUAACUUAAGUCCACAACGCAAGCUUCUUGGUGCUUUUUGAUACUAUACCUUUUGAUAUAAGUUCCAUAUUCUAAGUGCCAAAGGUAUAAAAUGGGUGUCUGUGCAAUGUUGAUGUGUCUACAAAGAUGCGUUGUCACAUUUAGUCAGAACUUUCCCCCGAUCUCCAUAAAAUGGCGAGAGGUGGAUCCGUUCGAUGUGCUUUAUUCUGGUUUUACUGGUUUCUGUGCUUGCGGCCGGAAGACAUGAAUUACAUUAUUCUUAAAGAGUUCAUUUUUUGCUCAAAGAAAGAACGGUUUCCGUGUCCCCGAAAUGUCUCGUCUCAGCCUCUGGUUGAGAGUUUUUUGAGUUUCAAGAUGACAGUCUGAAGACGUCUGAGUGACGUGUUCAAAGCCGAUUGCGAUGUCAGGGGGAUUAUUCUAUCUUAGAUUUUUAAAGGAAUAGUUUGACAUUUUGGGAAAUAUUGUCACCGUCUUUACCAGGACUUAGUUGAGAAGAUAGCAUAGCUUAGCUUAGCAUCAAUAUUGGAUACAGCUAGCCUGCCUCAGUCCAAGGGUGACAACAACUACCUGCCUGUGCCUCCAAAGAUCCAACUAACACCAAUCAACACAUUAUGUCCUGUUGUUUUAUCUGUAGAAGUAAUGACAGCUCGUGGGUGGGCACAGUAACUUCCCGGAGUCUUAUCGUCACUGUGAGGUUGUGAGAAAAACAAAUCAAAUUAUGUGCCCCCUGAAAACACUACAUUUCAUUUUCACAUUUGUUUUUUUGUACAAGUUAAACAAAUUAGAUAUAACAUGUUUUUUGAUGAGUUUAAGAGGUGCUGGAAGGCAGAUUUGGGUUAGUUAGAGCUAGGCUAACGGUUCCCCCUGUAGUCUGUGUGUGCUAAGCUAAGCUAAGCUAAGCAUCUGCUGGGGGUAGCCACAUAUUGACAUUAGAAUAGAGAGCAGUAUCAAGCUUUCCACCCUUCCAAAGAAAGUGAAUGAGGGCAUUUCCCGAAAUGUUGUAAGUUUUUCUUUAAGAUAUAUCUCAAAACUAACGAAACACGUGACAAACAUAACUUCCACUUGCGAAACACCAACUGAACCGUUUCCUACUCUGUCAGACUCAGUAGUCGUGAGUCUGUUAGUAGAAACACAUGUGACACUGUAAUGCUUGUAACAUGAAGGCUACAACAUAUCUGGAACCUAUUGUUUUGUGUUAUGAUGCAGCCAAAACAAAAAGCUAUCAAUAUUUCACAUAAUGAUGUAGUUCAUAUUUUAUGAAGGAAAGCAUAUACAGCCAGUAAGACCAAUCAUCAGCCAUGACGGGAUAGCAUGUGUUUCAGUAUUAAACAAUAUAAGACGCUUAAGGUACAAUAUGAAACCAUCAGGUAGCGGGUUAAGCUCGCCGCUGCAGACGGCUCCGGCAUCAGAUCGUUGCCGUUAUCAGAUUUAGCACGUUUCACAUCUGCAUUUAAAUUCAAAAAAAAUUGCAAAUGGCUAUUGAGCCGUUUCUGAAUCAAUAUCUAAUUUGUUGGCUCGGAGAAGGCCCCAGCACACUCCGGAGCCUUAUUGGAAGCGAUGUAAUGAACACCAUCGUUCAUUCUUACCGCAGUAUGGAUUGUCAUAUGCAGAACCCCCCCCCCCCCCCACGUUUGUAUGCCGUGGGAGAGACGGUAUUAAUGUAUAGAAACUCUCCUCUCGCUCGCUUCCUACGACACACUCUGCCUGAUGUUUACAUGUUUGGGGGGGAGGAAUGUCGAACGUGGAAUGUUGGAAAUGCAUGUUAUGCUUACUUGAUAAUUGUACUGUGUUUUUUUUUUUUUUAACUUUUCUGUGUUGAAUUAAAACUGGAUCCAA
Molecule: messenger RNA, 8411 nt
Organism: Anarrhichthys ocellatus (wolf-eel)
Lineage: Eukaryota; Metazoa; Chordata; Actinopteri; Perciformes; Anarhichadidae
Gene: arhgef40
Product: Rho guanine nucleotide exchange factor (GEF) 40
Exons: 28
Coding region: 268-5550 (1760 amino acids)
Molecular function (GO): guanyl-nucleotide exchange factor activity
Source: RefSeq, a predicted model, not a curated record